This is a messenger RNA of Helicoverpa zea (corn earworm), 4208 nucleotides long. Its product is annotated as ABC transporter G family member 23-like. Gene Ontology annotation, molecular function: ATP binding; ABC-type transporter activity; ATP hydrolysis activity. Bases 296 to 2461 code for a protein of 721 amino acids. Lineage: Eukaryota; Metazoa; Arthropoda; Insecta; Lepidoptera; Noctuidae. The record is from RefSeq and is a predicted model, not a curated record. The transcript is spliced from 16 exons. Gene Ontology annotation, cellular component: membrane.
GGCAGUGCGUUCUCGGUCUCGACUCUUGCGCGACGUUUAAAAAAAAACGCGUUCCAUUUUCGAACCGCUGUCAAAUCGCGCGCCGUUUUUCGUAAUUAUUUUUCACAUAACCAUCUGUAGGCCAUCUUGGUUUUACUAAGAGUGAUUUUGUAAUUUUCUUUGAUUUUUCGUGGUAAUUAAAUACAAUUUUUUGUGCAAGUGUUGUUGUACGAAAGUAAAAGGAGGUGAAACGUUUGUUGCUUUUUCGAAAUAAGAUGUCAUCAGUCUAAAGAAGACCAGCACACAAUAAUCCAAGAUGGCGGUCUGUUCCGCCGCUGUCAUCAUCGAGAAAGCCAACAAGUACUAUGGCAGACCCGACAAGGCGGACUUCAAGCCGGUGCUCAAAGAUAUGGACAUGGUCGUCGAUAGGGGUAUCAUAUACGGUCUACUCGGCCCUUCAGGAUGUGGCAAGACCACGUUACUGUCCUGCAUAGUGGGCAGGAGGAAACUGGACAGUGGCAAUGUCUGGGUCCUCGGCGGCAGACCUGGAGAGAAAGGCAGCGGAGUACCCGGUCCUAGGGUCGGGUAUAUGCCUCAGGACAUAGCUCUAGUCGGAGAAUUCACAGUACGCGACGCAAUAUACUACUUCGGUAGAAUCUACGGCAUGCAUAUGGAGAAGAUGGUGGAACGCUUUGAGUUCCUCAGCAAUCUUCUCGACCUGCCCAGUGGAGGCCGGCUGAUCAAGACCCUGUCUGGUGGUCAGCAGAGAAGGGUCUCUUUAGCGGCUGCCCUGGUACAUGAGCCUGAACUCCUCAUAUUGGAUGAGCCUACAGUUGGAUUAGAUCCUGUGUUGAGAGAACGGAUAUGGGACUUCCUAGCGGAGCAAGCGCGCCGAGGGACCACAGUCAUCAUCACGACACAUUACAUAGACGAAACAAAACAAGCACACAAGAUUGGUCUUCUCCGAGACGGUCAGCUCUUAGCCGAGGACUCACCAGAGGAUCUACUAAGGAAGUGCGACUGUGACACCUUGGAGGAGGCAUUCUUGAAGCUCGCGAUGAGACAGCAUGAAAUGCCUAGAAGGCGGUCUACGCUCACGGCAUCGCCCGACGUGAUCCCCGAGAGCGGGAUGUGCAACGGCGUGGACAGCCGCUACCACUCGCGAGACGACUUCCCCACCAUCACCAGUAGUACUGACGUAUUAACAAAGAAAGAAAAAAGACCAAAGGAUAGCAAGAGAUUAACGAAGUCGAGGUAUAAAGCCGUCUUCAUCAAGAGUAUACAACAGUUCUCAAGGCAUCCAGGCGGUUUAAUCUUCUCCAUCCUAUUCCCCAUCAUCCAAGUGGUAGCGUUCUUCGCUGCCGUAGGACACGACCCGAGAGAUCUGCACAUCGGUGUGGUCAACGAUGAAGCUGCUUUUUCACCACUUGGACUAGACAUCUGCAGAAAUACGAGUUUAAAAACGGUGUCAGUAUUGGAAGACGAAACUUGUGACCUCUACAUGAUGAGCUGUUGGUUCUUAGAGGAAAUGGAGCAGAAAAAACUAUUCCCGACAACAUUCAACACAACAGAAGAAGCGCGGUUAGCAGUAUCAACGGGUAAACUGUACGGCGCUCUACACUUCUCUCAGAACUUCAGUAGUGCACUCGGCAAGCGAGUGUCGGAGGGAGAGGUGGACGACGAUAUUGUUGAUGACAGCAGCAUCAGUGUGUGGCUUGACAUGACGAAUCAUCAAAUAUCGAACUUCAUGAAAAGUCAACUGCACAAAGCGUAUGAAAGUUUCACGAGGAGAGCAAUGAAGGCUUGUGGAAGACCAGAAAACUUAGUACAGAUUCCAGUGCACUUCCAAAAGCCGGUGUACGGUAAGAGUGAACCGCAAGUCGUCAGCUUCAUGGCUCCCGGGAUACUCAUCACUAUAAUAUUCUUCCUAUCCGCGAUCGUGACAUCGACGCUGAUGAUCUCCGACCGGCUGGAGGGAGUGUGGGAACGCAGCGCGGUGGCGGGCGUCAAGCCUAAAGAGAUGCUCAACGUUCAUAUUACGCUGCAGAGUACUAUUAUAUUUGUGCAGACUAUAGAAAUGAUGGCCCUCGCAUUCAUCGGCUACGGCAUCCCCUCAGUGGGCUCCAAGCUGAUCUGCGGCCUUCUACUGUUCCUACAAGGCAUCUGCGGCAUGUGCUAUGGCUUCCUACUGUCAGUCUACUGUCCAAGCCACACUAUGUCCUUCUUCGUCGCUACUGGCAGUUUUUACCCUAUGAUUCUGUUGUGUGGUAUCCUAUGGCCUCUAGAAGGUAUGUCCUACACACUUCGUAUCAUAGCCCUUACUCUCCCCUUCACAAUUCCCUCCAAAUCUCUCAGAGACAUCAUGGAGAAAGGAGCCUCGUUCGCCGACCUGUCAGUGGUCUAUGGUUUCCUCACUACCAUAGCGUGGAUUGCCAUAACUUUGGCUUUAAUAUACUUGAGGUUACGGUUCAAAAAAACGUAGUUUAAUUUAGGAGUUUAAAACAUCCGAAAUGAGAAUCGUUUUUUUUUUUUUGGAAAGUCGGUUAAAAAAUUCAAAAAUUGUAACUGUCAAAAUUAGUUUUGGUUACAUGGAGUAAUGAUAGGGUAAGAGAAUAUUUUGAGUUGGGACUUUUAAAGAUUUAUUUUGCUGUGUGUACAAUUACAACAGGUCGAAGUUAAAUGUAUAAUGCUUUUGUAAUUAAAUUGAAGUAAAUGCUUUAUUACAAAAAAAAUAUUUAUUACAAAAGCAUUAACUAUACACAAAAUGAUAUGUGGUAAUCUGUUAUUACAUACUUUACCUUUGAAAGCUAAAACAGCUUAAGCUAUGUACCCUAAUGGGUCAUUCAUAGUUUCAACCCCUAUCUAAAGGGUAAAUAAGGUACCUAAACAAUUACUAGGCACUGUUAUUCUUGAUAAAUGUACGAAAUACGUGUAACACAAGGCCUUAAUAUUAAGGUCGAUUCACACAUCCUCUGUAUUCAUACAGUAAUAUUGCUGAAACUAGUACGAACUGGUUGAGUCGAAAAAAACAUACAAACCAAUAUUUAUUAUUAAGAAUUAUCUUAAUCUUAAUAACGAACGAAUAGUACAAGUUUGCAAUAACUUGCGCGUUUACACUUACAAAAUGCAGCAUUUAUGUUCUUUUUAUUUUUAUUAAAGAGGUAUCAAGGGUUUUUUGAUGUGGUUGCAGAAAAUUAACAUGCUCAAGGGUUGUUCUUGUGUGAAAUUAACCCCUCAAAUGACCACCAACGAAGACGUAACGUCUGUGAGGAGUCACAAAUUGCUGAUAACUAAAGGAUUGAUGUUUUCCACAGAAAUAUAUAAAAUAAAGUAUACAAGAUAAAAAGCUAUAAGCCUAUUUGAGCAUACUUAUUUUUUAUACAUAAUAGAAAUAAAUAUUUUCAAUUGCUCACACAACUUAGGUACUAAAGUAUGUCUAGUGUGAAUCGAUCCUUACAAUAACCGGUUUAAAACUGUGACUAAUCUAUAUUUUCGGUUUAGUGGUUUUAUUUAGUUUAAUCGGGUAACUUUCACAAUACCAAAAUAUUAUGUACGUAAGGUAAAAAAUGGUAGAAGAUUAUUUUUAAAUUCAGUUUUUAGUGAAUUUUAUUGUGAAAGAAAUCCUAUCUGUCGGGUAGCUUGUAUAUAGCGAAUAACUAUAUUAUAUUGUCUCUCUGGUGUUACAGAAUAUUAUGUGAUAAUUUACUUAAAUAAUCUGUAAAACCUAGCAGUAUAUUACUGCUAGAAAACUUAGUUAAAUCAUGACAAAUGAUUAUAAACCAUUUAAAUUGUAUGAAUUAAAAGCAUAUGUAAGCAAUGUUGAAAUGUGCACAUUUUUUAUCUUAGUCCUUAUUUGGCCUUAAUACAAGAUUUUUUAAGGUGGUACUUUUUGAAAAAAAUGCCUUAGCGACUCUUAAUAUUUCAAUGUAAUUAGUCAUCUAAAAUAUUGUAAUAUUGAAUGUAUAAAUCAAAGUAUAUUUUUCUGUACCGUUACGUAAAAUUAUGCCGUAGUUUUAAGCAAUAUUAAAUUACCGUUAGUGGCACUUUACAAAAUAUACUAGAAUACUAGGAAAGUAUUUUAGUUGAACGCAUUUCUAUUGUUUAGUUAAUAAGUAUGAAUAAUUAGUAUAUUUUGUUGUUUUUCUUUCUUUCGAGAGAAUAUUGCCGAUGUGGUGACGUGAUACCAUGUGAUUUGGGUACUUAUUUAUGAAUAAAGAUUUUUUUUCUAA